Molecule: messenger RNA, 3501 nt
Organism: Lodderomyces theae
Lineage: Eukaryota; Fungi; Ascomycota; Pichiomycetes; Serinales; Debaryomycetaceae
Gene: RPA135
Product: DNA-directed RNA polymerase I core subunit
Exons: 1
Coding region: 1-3501 (1166 amino acids)
Biological process (GO): DNA-templated transcription
Cellular component (GO): RNA polymerase I complex; nucleus
Molecular function (GO): DNA binding; ribonucleoside binding; DNA-directed RNA polymerase activity
Source: RefSeq, a predicted model, not a curated record
AUGACACAGGCCAAGUUUCGUACUCUAGAACGAGAAAAGAGGUUUCAAAACCCUCCCAAAGAUAAAUCUGAAAUAUACCCAUUGUUGCAAAAUGCAGUCGCUCCACACAUUGGGUCAUUUGAUGCAUUGACCGAUGGCGAAGAUGGCGGCUUGCUAAACAUGGCCGUUAGGGACAUUGGAUCGAAAACCGUUUUUGACUCAAAAGAGACUGAUAGAUUGGGCAACAAGCUCAACAUUAGAGUUGAUUCUGUCUCAAUAUCCAAGCCAAGUGUACCACCAACGGAUAAAUUGUCAAUAAAUAGAAGGACUUUACCUAGCGAGUGUCGUGAAAGAAUGACCACUUAUAAAGCUAGACUAAUGUUGAAUGUGACGUGGAGCGUCAAUGACGGCGAAGAGCAAAGUGAGAUCAGAGAAGCAGGCCAAAUUCCAAUCAUGUUGAAAUCGAAUAGAUGCCAUUUGCAAAAAAUGUCUCCAAACCAACUCGUUGAAGCAAAAGAGGAGAGUGACGAGUUGGGUGGUUAUUUUAUUGUCAAUGGUAUUGAAAAAUUGAUCCGUAUGUUGAUUGUGCAGAGAAGAAAUCAUCCUAUGGCAAUCAUUCGUCCAUCGUUUGGCAAUAGAGGUGCCUCGUAUACCAAAUUCGGUAUUCAGAUUAGAUCAGUAAGACCAGACCAAACAUCACAAACCAAUGUGUUGCAUUACCUCAAUGACGGAAAUGUCACUUUCCGAUUCUCUUGGAAGAAGAAUGAGUAUUUGAUUCCAGUGGUUAUGAUUUUGAAAGCUCUUGUUGAAACCAAUGACAGAGAAAUCUUUGAUGGGAUUGUUGGUCAUGAUAUUGGAAACUCAUUCUUAACCGAUCGUUUGGAAUUGUUAUUGAGAACUUUCAAAUCGUACAAUUUGCAUUCACAACAAGAGACAUUGGCGUAUUUGGGAGAUAAAUUCAGAGUUGUCUUUGGUGCAACUCCAGAUGUCUCUGAUAUUGACGUUGGAAAGGAAGUGUUGAAAAGAAUUGUUUUGGUGCAUUUACCCAACAACAAAGACAAAUUCCGUAUGUUGUUGUUCAUGAUUCGUAAAUUGUAUUCAUUGGUGGCAGGAGAUUGUGCUCCCGAUAAUCCAGAUGCAACUCAACAUCAAGAGGUGUUGUUGGGAGGUUUCUUGUAUGGUAUGAUUAUCAAAGAAAAAAUUGACGAAUACUUGCAAAGCUUUAAACUUCAAGUGCAAUCAGAUAUCAACCGUGGUGUUGGGGUCAACUUCUCCGAUCGCAAGUACAUCACGCGAGUAUUUUCUCGAAUCAAUGAAAACAUUGGUCAAAAGUUGCAAUAUUUCCUAUCAACUGGUAAUUUGGUCUCACAAUCAGGGUUGGAUUUGCAACAAGUUUCAGGGUACACUGUUGUUGCUGAAAAAAUCAAUUUCCAUCGUUUCAUUUCACAUUUCAGAAUGGUGCAUAGAGGUUCUUUCUUUGCCGAGUUGAAAACAACCACCGUUCGUAAGUUGUUGCCUGAAUCCUGGGGUUUCCUAUGUCCUGUUCAUACUCCCGAUGGAUCACCAUGUGGUUUGUUGAAUCAUUUGUCACACAAGUGUGUCAUUGCCACCACUGCAUCUGACGUUUCCCAAGUUCCUGCUGCUUUGGCUCAACUUGGUGUGUCCCCAGCAAAUGCAUUUGCCGCUGGACCUGAUUUGUGUUGUGUUCAAUUAGACGGUAAGAUUGUUGGAUGGACAACUCAUGAACAAGGUAAAAUCGUUGCCGACACUUUGAGGUUUUGGAAAGUAGAAGGCAGUCAUGGUUUGCCAUUGGACUUGGAAAUUGGAUAUGUCCCUCCAUCUAGUAAAGGUCAGUACCCUGGUUUGUACUUGUUUGGUGGACAUUCGAGAAUGAUGAGACCAGUCAAAUACUUGCCUUUGGACAAGGAAGACAUUGUGGGUCCGUUUGAGCAAGUGUACAUGAACGUUGCUGUGACCCCAGAGGAAAUUGAAAAUGACAUCCACUCACAUGUUGAGUUUUCACCAACAAACAUUUUAUCCAUCUUGGCCAACUUGACUCCCUUUUCGGACUUUAACCAAUCACCAAGAAACAUGUACCAGUGUCAAAUGGGUAAGCAAACUAUGGGUACACCAGGGACUGCAUUGGUGCACAGAUCGGAUAACAAAUUGUACCGUUUGCAAACUGGACAAACACCAAUUGUUAAAGCCAACUUGUAUGACGACUACGGAAUGGACAACUUCCCCAACGGUAUGAAUGCGGUUGUUGCUGUCAUUUCGUACACUGGGUAUGAUAUGGAUGACGCCAUGAUUAUUAACAAAUCUGCAGAUGAGCGAGGAUUCGGUUAUGGUACUGUUUACAAAGUGGAAAAGAUUGACUUGUCACAAUCGAGAAGAAGAGGUGAUCCAAUUACUCAACAUUUCGGAUUUGGUGAAGAUGAGUGGCCAGAGGCUUGGAAGAGCAAGUUGGACAAUGACGGGUUCCCAUUGAUUGGUGUCAAGGUGGAAGAAGGCGACCCAAUUCUCGCAUACUACGACGAUACACUUGGGAAAACCAAGGUGAAAACAUACCAUUCAUCUGAACCUGCAUACAUCGAGGAAGUCAAGUUACUCGGUGAUGAUGCGGGUGAUAACGAAGGACAGCAAGUAACCAUAAAGUACAGAAUCACGAGGCAGCCGAUUAUUGGUGACAAGUUCUCCUCAAGACAUGGACAAAAGGGUGUUUGUUCAAGAAAGUGGCCGCAAAUAGACAUGCCAUUUUCCGAAAGUGGUAUGCAACCUGAUGUCAUUAUCAACCCCCACGCUUUCCCCUCGCGUAUGACAAUUGGUAUGUUUGUUGAGUCUUUGGCAGGUAAAGCUGGAGCAUUGCAUGGUGUUGCACAAGAUGCCACUCCGUGGAAGUUUAGUGAGUCAGAUACACCUGCCGACUACUUUGGAGAACAAUUGUUGAAAGCCGGUUACAAUUUCCAUGGUAAUGAGCCAAUGUACUCUGGUGCCACUGGUGAAGAGUUGAGAUGCGAUAUUUACAUUGGAUGCGUUUACUACCAAAGAUUGAGACAUAUGGUUAACGACAAGUUCCAAGUUAGAUCCACUGGUCCAGUAAACUCGUUAACCAUGCAACCGGUGAAAGGCAGAAAGAGAUCAGGAGGUAUUCGUGUGGGUGAGAUGGAAAGAGAUGCAUUGAUUGGUCACGGUACUGCAUUUUUGUUACAAGACAGAUUGUUGAAUUGCUCAGAUUAUACACAAACUUCGAUAUGUAAAUCGUGUGGAUCGAUACUAACCACACAAACAUCUGUUCCCAGAAUCGGAUCAAUGGCAAGUGUUAGGUGUAGAAGAUGUUCGAUAAGGUUGGAUAAGUAUGAUGGAUAUGCUGAAGAUGCUGAUAUCUGGGAAGAUGGACAUGGGGUCAAAUUUGUUGGAGGUGAUAACACCACUACUGUUGCUAUUCCAUUUGUUUUGAAGUAUUUGGACAGUGAACUCUCGGCCAUGGGUAUAAAGAUGAGGUAUAAUGUGGAGCCAAAGUAG